Molecule: messenger RNA, 3702 nt
Organism: Synchytrium microbalum
Lineage: Eukaryota; Fungi; Chytridiomycota; Chytridiomycetes; Synchytriales; Synchytriaceae
Exons: 13
Coding region: 1-3702 (1233 amino acids)
Molecular function (GO): 5'-3' RNA helicase activity; RNA binding
Source: RefSeq, a predicted model, not a curated record
AUGAACUCAGCAUCAACUCCAGAGCGAGAAGACAAUGUGUUUGUAGACAUCACAAACAUCCCAUACGACAUCCAGCGAAGUCAUGUCUGGGCUGCUGUUAACGCGAUUGGACUGAAGCCAAUGUCCUGUUUAGUGCUUCGAGCUCAAAACCCCCAUGAACGCUCUUAUGCCAGAGUUCGCUUUUCAAACACACAGCACGCUGUCAUGCUGGUCCAGCAAGGUCUCGUAAUCAUGAACGAGUUUAGAUGUACAGCUUCUUUCACACCUCCUAUUACCAGCAGUAGUCCAGGAGGAUUUGCAUCAGCAGCAUCAAUAAACUUCUCAUUGCCUAGUAGACCAUCUUCUGAAAGCUCGAUACCUAUAACUCGAAGCUCGACACCUGUUAAUCGUGUAACUCGAAGCCAGACUCGAUACAAUACGACGGCAACACCACCUCCCGCAUCAGCACCAGUAGCAAACUCCUUCUCCUUUGUAGACAGACAAUCCGCGGCCACGGCAACGGACGGAUUAGCUGCACCAUCAAAUGAACCACCAGCGGUAAAUCCUUGUGAUGUCUUGAGCGGCAGUGCCGUCCCAGAAGGUGUCAAGGACUAUACACACUGUAUAAAUGGUGUCUAUCCGAACGGUAUGCCGAGAUACGUGGCUGAAGCUGAUCAAUAUAUACGUAGCUUCAUUUCAUAUAUCGCCCGUCUACCUCAUGAUGCCAGACCAAAGAGUGGUGAUGAAAUCAAAGAGAAGUUCCGAUACUUUAGAACAUAUAUUAGUAAAUCCAUUGGGAUAACUCCUGGCUCCGCAGUGCAUCACAUGAACCAGCUCAAAGUAUUCAAACAUACCUCAAGACACAAGCUUGUAUUUACCAACUUGGAGCAAUAUGGCCCACAAGCUGGAGACGAAACUGGAGCUUCCAGUCCUAGUCGUAACGGCACUCUUCAUCGUCCAGGACAACGCAUUCGAAGGACAGAUCUGGUCAUAUUGAAUAGCUCCAGGGCUGAACUUGAAGCUGAUAAGAAUGGUGUAAAGAUUGGUCAACCGCAGGAGGCGUUGUCAGUGCUCAGUGAGAACGAUCCACGCUUUAUUGGAUUAGAAGACGAUGCGCUUACUAUAAAACAGUCUGACGAAGUCAUCAAAAUCACAUUUACCAUACGAGUGGAUAGGGGAAGGCCCGACGUCACUCUUACGAAACACCCAUACUUCCUGAAUCCAAUGGGUGAUGAUUUGACUAUAACGGUUAAGUCAAGAGAUGAUCAGUCUGAUCCUCUAGUCGUAUCCUCACGUAGGAUGACCUUUUUGGAGUUGACCUUAAAGCCUCGUAAUGUAGGCUACUUAUUGGGGGUCAUCUGUUUCGAGUUCGGAACUUUUGUAAUCUGCCGUUAUGUAAAUGUGCAUGUACAGGACGGUGCUUAUAUUACUCCAGCAGACGAACCUCGAGCAUCUGAAUCAGUCACCACAACUCCUAUUACCGCUGCUAUUUCUUCUAAUAGAAGGAAACUCCGUGCUGUCAGACCCGUCGCAGAUAGCAACAAUCCACCAUUGCGCGGGCGACCUCCGCCGAGACCUAACUUCCAAGCCUUUGAAAAUCCGCUUCUUCAGUAUCAUGUUCCGAAAGAAAUGAGAAGGAGGUUUGACCUGGGAGAAUAUAAAGAACUCGACAAUAUGACCUUUAGUCUAUCAUAUGACAAGUAUUCUGCCACAUUCGCCACACUGUGUUGGUUGGAGGAACUUCAAAUGGAAGUUGAUAUUCGCAAAUAUGAUAUGCAUGGUGUUGAAUUGAUUGAAGCUGGGCCUCUUUAUCAAUUAAAGGUACCUGGAUUGGCAGAAAAGAGACCAUCCGUGAUGUAUGGAGACAAAGUUACUGUAAUGGCAUCGGAUGAUCCCACAGAAACUCGUUAUGAAGGCUAUACACAUCGCGUAGAGCAGGAGCAAGUGUUACUCUCGUUUCACGACAGAUUCCGUCAACGGGUGUUCGUCAGAGGACGGAAAUUUAACAUCAUGUUUCAGUUCAAUCGAACUCCAAUCAAACGUCAGCAUCAAGCUCUUGAUUUGACGAAGACCCUUCCGAGAGAAGUGCUGUUUCCUUCUAUUGCACCACCUCGAGCAACAUCAGCAAAACCGGCUGAUUUAAGUGGCCUGCGUGGUUUGAAUGAAGAGCAAACCGCCGCCGUACGAAAUGUGGUGGAAAAUUCAUGCUCGUACUUGCCAUACGUUAUCUUCGGCCCUCCUGGAACUGGCAAAACUAGGACUCUCACAGAGUGUAUCAUGCAAACGUAUCAAAACAGGAAGAGCGAUUCAGUGCACAUUCUCGCUUUUGCUCCAAGGUACUAUUGCUUCGAAACAGUCAAUGUGAAAGUGCUGACUCACUAUGCUGCUUUAUCUAGUAACUCUGCCGCGGAUCAAAUCUGUGAACGGAUCUCUGGAAUGUUUAGUCGCUCUAUGAUGUUCCGACUGAACGCGUAUCGUCGAGAACGUGCCGAACUCUCCGCAAAAGUUAUGGAGUACUCGCGGUACUCAGAGUCCACUGGUAUUUUUGACACCCCAACCAAGCAAGAAAUGAUGGCGUACACCGUGGUAGUUGUGACAGCCGUUUCUGGCGGGUUGCUGUACUCGAUGGGCCUUCCUCGGGGUCAUUUUACUCAUUUCUUCAUUGACGAGGCAGGACAUUGUAUUGAACCAGAGUUCUGGAUUGGUAUUGCUGGUCUGAUGGAUACGACUCCAGGACGCUCGCAGAUUGUCCUUGCUGGAGAUCCAAUGCAAUUGGGACCAGUCCUGAGAAGUGAUAUCGUAAAACAGUUUGGUCUUCACCGCUCGUACCUUGAACGUCUAACCGAGCUUCCAGUGUACAAACCGAAGCAAUCUCAAGACGGUUCUCAUGCACAAUACGAGAACCCACAUCUGGUCACGAAGCUCGUUCGUAACUAUAGAUCUCAUCCGGCCUUACUGACGUUGCCAAACCAGCUGUUUUAUAACAGUGAUUUGAUACCUGCUGCUGAUGUAGCGAUGCGAGAAAGUUUAUCGACUCUUCCAUUUUUGCCUAAUCGCAACCAGUUCCCGCUGGUAUUUGUCGGUGUGAAUGGCAAAGAUAUGCAGGAAGCUGCUUCUCCGUCGUGGUACAAUCCUGAUGAAGUGAGCAUGGUUAAUCAGUGGGUUGACAAGUUGAGAAGUGCUCCGAGGUCGUAUGGCAUUAGCUCGGACCAAAUUGGUGUUAUUACACCAUAUCGUCGCCAAGUACAACGCCUUCGUAACAGACUGCAGCCAUCUCAUGGUGACGCCAUCAAAGUGGCAUCUGUAGAAGAGUUUCAAGGACAAGAACGGCGUAUCAUCAUCAUUAGCACAGUACGAUCCUCAGCCAAAUACUUUGAGCAUGACUCGGUGCACAAUCUUGGAUUUUUGAGAAAUCCAAAGCGAUUUAAUGUCGCUAUCACUCGUGCCAAAGCACUUUUGGUUGUGAUUGGCAACCCAGUUGUCUUGUCGAGUGACAAGCAUUGGAAGGCUCUCAUCGACUAUUGUCGUGACAAUAAGGCUAUAGUCGGAUACGAUCCACAGUUAGCUGACCCUACGGAUGCUAUGAGUGGAUUGUUGACUGCUUUAGAUAGAAUGAGGAUGGCACAAGAUGAAGAUGACGAUGAUAAUGCUCAACAACAAGGCGCGAAUGGAGCAUCGCUGGUCACGAAUGUUGAAGAGCCGGAAUGGAAUCCGAAUGAAUAG